AAGUUUUGGUUUAUUUUAAUACUUCAAAUGGCCACGGCACCGGCUCUAGCAGCUGCAAGACUUGAUGCUCUGCAUGGUCUGCUCGGCGACAUGUGUGAUGACUUGGUGGACCCUAUAUGGAACUAUCUUCCUCCGACUUACCCUAAUGGUUGCACUCACAUCAAAGGUACACGACUCCCUGAUGCUUUCGCCCCCCUCGAGUUUGACUUGAUUGACUCGGUCGAACCCACUGAGAUGCUAGGCAUGAUCGGCCCAAGUACUGUUGUCGUUGCUUCUUUGCAAGGCGGCCCGCAAGUGGGUCCGCAUCCGCUGUUGGGUGGGUUUGGGAUCGACCCUGCUCGCCAGAUACCAAUGAACGAUGCGAGUCAGAAAUCUCCCGAGGUAGUCUGUCACCUUGAAGGUGUAUUGCAGCAUGGUUGUCUGGUCAAUGGGCAGCUCUAUUACACUCUUAUGGAUGACCCUAUUCACCUUCUCAGAAGACCUGUCCUACGAGGGCCAUCCGCCCCAGCGAUCAUGGAGCUUCCGGAACAAUGCCGUCAACUGAAACCAGUUAAGGACUGCCUCUUCCUUGUUGGCAUGGAGACUGAUUGGCUAUACAUGCUCAGUCCCAAGAGCCGUGAAUUCAAGAAGGUCCUCCGGCUCUCUCGCGAUCUUGAUCGCCUGAUCAUCUGGGAUGAUGAAGACGAAUGGGACCCCGGCUUCAUCAUCCCUGACCCUGUGUUCCAAGAUGCUAUUCUGGAGAAGGGCCGUCCGACUCACGUUCUUUAUACUAAGGGUAACUCCAAAGGGGAGCUCUGUCUUUGGAGGAGAGGUAUGGGUAUUGUGAAGGAAGCUCCGGAGCACAAGGCCAUUGCUUGCCGCUUUGUACCUUUCACUAACGGAAAAGUCUGUGCUGGCUCAUUCGGUGGCCAACGUGAUGAGAUGUUCUUCGUUUACGAUAUAUACAAAGAUGCCGUUGUUGCUCCGCCUGAGAGCCAUUGCAAUAUGGAACUUCUCCCCCACUGUGAGUACGAGUGUUUUGGGUACGAGGACAUACAUUCCCUGACUAUAAGUGACGAUUGGACGGCCCACAUCGCUAUCCGUGGGAGACGAGAAGCAGUGCGAGGAAACAGAGUUACUUAUUGCGCAGGAUACUCUGCCAUGAAGCUUCGACACUAUGUGAGGUACACUCGUCAUGAGGAUCAUGGAUUCCACAUGGAAUACAUAGAAGAAGAGGAGCGUGAACUGUACGGUUCUGAUUACGAUAGCGAGGAUAGUGACUUCUGAUUGGUUGAGAGGUUAUAUCAGCGAUUGUUUUGCUCAAAGUUAUAUCAGCGAUUGUUUCGACCCCUCCGAAUCGAGGGGAGGAGCGGGACUCUAUGAUUGGUUGUGGAGAGCCACGAUGCCUAGCUAAGAACU
This is a messenger RNA of Perkinsus marinus ATCC 50983, 1398 nucleotides long. RefSeq lists its product as hypothetical. The transcript has a single exon. NCBI's taxonomy places the organism in Eukaryota, Perkinsozoa, Perkinsida, Perkinsidae. The record is from RefSeq and is a predicted model, not a curated record. Bases 28 to 1266 code for a protein of 412 amino acids.